UUGCUUGUGGCUGGGCUGCUAUUAUUUUUUUCUUGGUGGUGGGUGUCAGUUUUCAUCCCGUCGGCACUGUCUGUGCUGGUUUCUUGCUGUCGUUGUUGCUGGGCUGUGCUAUUUCUUGGAGUUUUGUAGCUGUCGGCAGUUUCUGUGACAGAUUUGGGCUUCUCGGCAGUCUCUGUGUAGCUUUCGGCAGUUUACGUGCAGGAGCUUCUUGGCAUUUCUGUGAGUUUAAUUUUUUUGGUGCUUAGUAGAUACGUGCAGCAGUAUUAUUCUUGGCUGGUUUCCAUUUUAUGAGCAUCAUGUCUUCAGAUUCUUUUACUGUGAAAUUUACGGGUAAAAAUUAUUCUGCUUGGGAAUUUCAAUUUCGCUUAUUUGUUUUGGGGAAAGAUUUAUGGGGUCAUAUUGAUGGUAGUGAUCCCGCUCCUACUGAGCCUCCUAAGUUGGCUCAAUGGACAAUUAAAGAUGCUAGGGUGAUGACAUGGAUUUUAGGCUCUGUUGAUCCCCUUAUUGUUCUCAAUCUAAAGCCUUAUAAGACUGCUCAAUCUAUGUGGGAAUACUUACGGAAAGUAUAUAAUCAGGACAAUACUGCCCGGCGUUUUCAAUUAGAAUAUGAGAUUGCCAGUUACACUCAGGGCGAUCUCUCUAUUCAAGAUUAUUUUUCUGGUUUUAAUACUCUGUGGGGAGAGUUUACUGACAUGAUUUAUGCCAAGGUUCCGGAAGCUUCUCUCUCUGUUGUGCAGGCCGUUCAUGAACAAAGUAAGCGUGAUCAGUUUUUAAUGAAGUUACGACCUGAAUUUGAGGUCACUCGCUCCAAUUUGAUGAACCGUGAUCCUGUACCCUCUUUGGAUGUUUGUUUUGGGGAGUUACUUCGUGAGGAGCAGCGUCUUGCCACCCAGGCCACUUAUCAGCAUGACAAAAUGAUACCCAAUGCUGUGGCUUACGCUGCUCACGGGAAAGGCAAGGGACGGGACAUGCGGAACGUUCAAUGCUUCAGCUGCAAGGAAUACGGACAUAUUGCUGCCCACUGUGCCAGAAAAUCUUGCAACUACUGUAAGAAGCCGGGCCAUAUUAUUAAAGAUUGUCCUACUCGUCCCCAGAAUCGUCAGGCUAAUGCUUAUCAGGCUACUGUGGGUUCCUCUUCUUCUGCUACUACAGGAGAUUCUUCUACUCUUACUACAGAGAUGGUUCAGCAAAUGAUUAUUUCAGCAUUUUCAGCCUUAGGGCUGCAAGGAUCAGGUGUCGGGCCAGAUACUCGCGAAGGGGCCUAAAGUUGGACGUUUAUUUCCUCUACAUUUUUCUCUUCCUACUGUUAUUUCGUUUGCUUGUCACACUGUGAACAAUAAGUAUGAAGUAUGGCACAAACGGUUGGGUCAUCCUAAUUCCGUUUUUUUAUCUCAUGUAAUAAAUUCUGGUUUGUUGGGCAAUAAAGAUAAUUUUUCUUCUCA
Carya illinoinensis is the source of this 1442-nucleotide messenger RNA. RefSeq lists its product as uncharacterized. The transcript has 2 exons. Gene Ontology annotation, molecular function: nucleic acid binding; zinc ion binding. Lineage: Eukaryota; Viridiplantae; Streptophyta; Magnoliopsida; Fagales; Juglandaceae. The record is from RefSeq and is a predicted model, not a curated record. The coding region runs from base 288 to 1265 and encodes 325 amino acids.